Messenger RNA from Acanthopagrus latus (yellowfin seabream), 3147 nucleotides. It is a transcript of the gene asmt2, whose product is annotated as acetylserotonin O-methyltransferase 2. Gene Ontology annotation, molecular function: O-methyltransferase activity. The coding region runs from base 603 to 1649 and encodes 348 amino acids. The record is from RefSeq and is a predicted model, not a curated record. NCBI's taxonomy places the organism in Eukaryota, Metazoa, Chordata, Actinopteri, Spariformes, Sparidae. The transcript is spliced from 9 exons.
CACAUUCUUUCUCAGAUGUGACCUGAGCUCAUUGUAGUCCCGUAUUAGUAAUCUGUUUCUCGUGUAAUCCACGUUACAUGUAAUCUGUCAUCACUUCCUGUCCACCUCCUUCUCGCCCAUGUGGUCAUGAGGUCACUGUCCUGAGAUCAGCGGCUCCACAGCUCGACAGCGCCCCCCCGGAGGCUGCGGUCGGUCGGCGAACUGCAGCCUCGCACUGACUCGUGUGUGUGUUUCAGGUGAAGAUUCAGUCGCUCGCUGCUGUUUCACGAACCAUCACAGCUGCUGCGACCCAACGAGAAAUCUUCCAGAACCGGUACCACAGCAGGAUGUGUGUGUGUGUUUUAAUCCGCUGAUGAUCCGAUCGAUGAUCUCCUAACCGAGCUCACCCAGACAGACAGACAGACAGACAGACAGACAGACAGACAGCAGCUCCUGAACACAGCACCGACAUCUUGGUGGCUGUUUGGGCUGAAAACUCCCCCCAACAACACACAAACCCCAAAUCCUCCUCCUCACGGACCGGAUCAUCUUUAGAGGCUUUCUAGGAAACAAACAAACAAACAAACAAACAAACAGACAAACAACAAAACAGGAGGGCAGUGAUGGCAGAGCAUCUGUCCCAGAGUGAGCUCGACUACCCAUUCAGACUUCUGGAGUAUUUCAACGGCUUCAGGGUCUCAAAGGUGAUAUUUUCCGCCUGUGAGCUCGGCGUGUUCGACCUCCUGCUGAAGUCUCAGGAGCCUCUGAGCGCCCAACAUGUGGCGAGAGAGCUGGAAACCAGCGAGGACGGGAUGGAGCGGCUGCUGGACGCUCUGGUGGGCAUCGAGAUCCUGGAGGUGGAGAACACAAAGGGGACAGCUCUGUACAGCAGCUCUGAUGUGGCGAAUCUCUACCUGGCCAAAGGAAGCGCCAAGUCUCUCCACGACAUGAUCGUCUACCAAUCGCAGACCAUCUACCCGCUGUGGAACAACAUGGUGGACGCUGUCAGAGAGGGCAAGAACCAGAACCAGAAGACCUUUGGACUUCCACCGGAGGAGAUUUUUCAGGCUAUCUACAGAUCAGAGAACGAGAUGCUGAAGUUCAUGGGCCUGAUGAACUCCUCCUGGGUUCUGGACGGACACGACAUCGUGACGGCGUUCAACCUCUCCUCCUUUCACAAUAUAAUCGACCUCGGAGGAUGCACUGGUGCUCUGGCCCGUGAGAUGGCGAAGGCGUAUCCCUCCUCGUCCGUCACGGUGUUCGACCUCCCGCAGGUCGUAGAAACGGCUCAGAAACAUUUCUGUCAGGAGAACGAUGCUGUCGCCUUUCAGACGGGAGAUUUCUUCGCUGGUGAAAUCCCUCCUGCUGAUCUCUACGUUCUGGCCAGAAUCAUUCACGACUGGCCCGAAGAGAAGUGCCUGACGCUGCUGAAGAGGAUCUACGACACCUGCGGACCAGGCGGCGGCGUCCUGCUGGUGGAAGCGAUGCUGUUUGAGAACCGACGGGGUCCCGUCAUGGCUCAGAUCUUCUCCCUCAACAUGCUGGUGCAGGCGGAGGGCCGGGAGCGCCCGCCGUCCGAGUACACCCGCAUGCUCACCAAGACCGGCUUCAGCAACGUGCAGGUGUGUCGGACCGGCAAGUCGUACGACGCCAUCCUCGCCGUCAGAUGAGCUCAGACGGGAUCUGGGACACUUGAGCUUUUCAAGGCCUUGAGAGGUCGACUUCAACACGUCCGUUCUGAAACAACGGUGAAUCUCAGUUUGUGAUUUUGUUUUUCAAAGCUCGCACUGACACAAACCUUCUGGAUCGAAGUUGCUGCUAGAUAAUAUUUGGAUAAAUUCUCUUCAAGUAAAAACACGUUCUGUGUCUUAUCGGAUACAAAAUGUUACAUCAGACUCAAAUUUAGAAAAGGAAUUUUUUGACAAUUUUAAAUCUUUCUUUCGAUCUUCUCGUCAUUGGCGAGUGUUUCCCAAAAUGUGCUGUCAGUUUUUUUUAUAUUUUAUAAAGGCACUGAUACAUUUUUUUAACUUUGUUGCCUGUUUUUCUUUUUAAAUUAACAUCUCAAAAGUAUAAAGAUAUGAUAAAGAUAAGCUCAUCACAGCCACAUAAACCAACUCCUGGCAUCAUGUUAGAUUAUAAUCACAGUUUUUCUGGAGUAUCGCAGACGUGUUCUCUAAAAAAUGUAAAACAAUUAACAAACCUUUUAUGAACAUUCAGGUCAAUUUGGGACAAAUAUCACAUCAUAAUAGUCUGUAAAUAAUUCAGUUUUUACAAGAAGUGUUAUAUAUAUAAGUGUUAUAAUCCUCGACUGGUUGUUGUUGAUUUCUAUAUCUUGUUUUCAUUCAAUACCAACAGUUUCUUAUAUAUAUUUUUAUGUAAAGAAAAUAAAAAAGCCCCAUAAACAUGAAGUUAAACAUUUGCAUUUAAUCUUGUUAAAUCCGUCAACAGGGAGAGAACUGUGAUCAAAACUGUCUAUGCAAAAAUGUUAUUUUAUGAUAUAAAACCUUUUUUUAAGUCAGUAACAUUGAAAGUAACAACAUCUCUAAUGUCAGUUACCAUUAAUUCAUACCAGAAAUCAGCCAAUCUUGUGAUCCAUAAAUCAUUUUUCUCAGUCUUAAAUAGAAAAAUCAGUGUUCAGUUCAAGUUGUGUCGAUUUAUUUUCACUCUCAUGUGGUUUCUACUUUACAAACAAACUGUUUAGUCCAGUGAUAAAAGUACAGUUUCCUGAAAAACACUGAAUUCUGAGAUGUGUGUCGUGACGUUGACGUGCGAUCGUGUUCCCGACCUUUUCUCUUCACUGUGAUGCGUUCAGGUUCCCUCUCUGACUGUCAGACUGCAUGUAGAUCAGACUCUGUGCAACAAUCUUCACUUCACCUCCGUCAUUCCUCCUCCUCCACUGCUGCUGCUGUUCAAAUGUUCUCAUUCUCUCAUUUUGUGUGACCUGAUAAGAAGAAUCACUGUAGUGCUGUUUACAAACCUUUUCUUACUGAUGUUUGUUUGUUGCAUCACAUGUUUACAACUGAAAAUAAUCUUCAUCUUCUCAGCCGUCACACGUUGAAACUGGAGAUUUUUGUGUGAUUGUUGUGACUCUGUAACCUCGACUUUCUCCUGAUCGUUCCACAUGUUGCAGCAUGAAUCAUUCACAUUAAAUCAAACUCGUGCAGCUCG